AUGGGUGCAUUCCUGGACAAGCCGAAGACGGAGAAGCACAGCGCCCACGGCGAUGGCAAUGGUCUCCGUUACGGUCUGAGCUCCAUGCAGGGCUGGCGGGUGGAGAUGGAGGACGCCCACACGGCAGUGGUGGGCCUCCCGCACGGACUGUCCGACUGGUCGUUCUUCGCCGUGUACGACGGGCACGCCGGUUCCCGGGUGGCCAAUUACUGCUCGGGUCAUCUGCUGGAGCACAUCCUCUCGGGCGGCACAGAGUUCGGGUCGGGGCCCGGCUCAGUGGAGGGCGUGAAGGACGGCAUCCGCGCAGGCUUCCUGAAAAUUGACGAGUAUAUGCGCGGCUUCUCCGACCUGCGGCAGGGCCUGGACCGCAGCGGCUCCACCGCCGUCUGCGUGCUGCUCAGCCCCAGCCACCUCUACUUUAUUAACUGCGGAGACUCUCGGGCUGUGCUGAGCCGCCACAGCGAGGUGGGCUUUUCUACGCAGGACCACAAACCCUGCAACCCCCGCGAGAAGGAGCGCAUCCAGAAGGCCGGCGGCUCUGUCAUGAUUCAGCGGGUCAACGGCUCACUGGCGGUCUCCCGGGCGUUGGGGGACUACGACUACAAGUGUGUCGACGGCAAGGGUCCCACCGAGCAGCUCGUCAGCCCCGAGCCCGAAGUCUGCGUGCUGGAGCGGGCGGCCGACGCUGACGAGUUCGUGGUGCUGGCCUGCGACGGGAUAUGGGACGUCAUGUCCAACGAGGAGCUUUGCGAGUUUGUGCGCUCGCGCCUUCUGGUCUGCGAGGACCUGGAGAAGGUGUGCAACUCAGUGGUGGACACCUGCCUGCACAAGGGGAGCAGAGACAACAUGAGCGUGGUUCUGGUGUGUCUACCUGGUGCCCCUAAGAUCUGUGAGGAGGCUGUGAAGAAAGAGGAGGAGUUGGACAAAUUUCUGGAGGCCCGCGUUGAAGAACUCCUCACCAACUGCGGUGAAGCCGGAACGCCGGACCUGGUGUCUGUGCUGAGGAGUAUCGCCACGGAGAACAUCCCCAACCUCCCACCAGGUGGAGGACUGGCAAGCAAGUAG
Nerophis lumbriciformis (worm pipefish) is the source of this 1065-nucleotide messenger RNA. The record is from RefSeq and is a predicted model, not a curated record. NCBI's taxonomy places the organism in Eukaryota, Metazoa, Chordata, Actinopteri, Syngnathiformes, Syngnathidae.